AUGAGCUGCUCGGAGAUUGAUGUGUUGGAUCAGGCAAGCUGUCGACCCGAAUCGGCCAAAAGCUCGAGGAGCCUUCAGCUCCCUGGCAGAGCAUCACCCAGCUACAGGCACGCACCGAGAGUCGCUGCCAACGGCGUGCGUGACAUCGAGGACCGCAUCUUACGCAUGACGGGCUAUUAUGGCUACUACCCGGGCUAUUCCAGUCACAGAAGAGACGAAGGCUCAGACUCCCAUGCUGAAACUCCCGCCAGUGAGACGAGUGGUGAGGUGACGUCCUAUCAGGCCUGUGCCAACGUAGCUCUAAAAGUGAUGGGUGGCUUACUAGUGGUGCUAUGUGUUUCCUCGUCCUGGGUGGGCACAACUCAGGUGGUCCAGUGCACCUUUAAAUCCUUUUCUUGCCCUUUCUUCAUCUCCUGGUUCAGCACCAACUGGAACAUCUUCUUCUUUCCUAUCUACUAUUCCGGCCAUGUGGCCUUUACACGGGAGAAACAGACACCCAUUCAGAAGUUCAGGGAAUGCAGUCGAUUGUUUGGAGAAGAAGGAAUGACAUUGAAGCUCUUUCUCAAAAGAACAGCACCUUUUUCAAUCUUAUGGACACUUACUAAUUAUCUGUAUGUGCUGGCAUUGAGGAAGCUCACAGCCACAGAUGUUUCAGCACUCUUCUGCUGCCACAAGGCAUUCGUCUUCCUCCUGUCCUGGAUCGUCCUCAAAGAUCGCUUCAUGGGUGUGCGGAUUGUUGCUGCCAUUAUGGCCAUUACUGGGAUUGUCAUGAUGGCCUAUGCUGACGGGUUCCAUGGAGAUUCAAUCAUAGGUGUGGCUUUAGCAGUAGGCUCUGCCUCCACCUCUGCCCUCUAUAAGGUGCUGUUUAAAAUGUUCCUGGGCAGUGCCAACCUGGGAGAGGUCGCUCACUUUUUCUCUACCAUGGGCUUCUUUAACCUGAUCUUCAUCUCCUGUGUGCCCCUCAUUCUUUACUUCACCAGAGUGGAGCACUGGGGCUCGAUAUCUUCUUUACCGUGGGGGUAUCUGUGCGGGGUGGCUGGCCUUUGGCUGGUAUUUAACAUCCUGGUGAAUGUAGGUGUGGUUCUCACCUACCCCAUCCUCAUAUCUAUUGGGACAUUACUCAGCGUUCCAGGCAAUGCAGCUAUUGACGUGUUAAAACAUGAAGUGAUCUUCAGCGUAGUGCGUCUAGCUGCUACCUGCAUUAUCUGUGUGGGCUUCCUGUUGUUGCUGCUGCCAGAAGAGUGGGACACGGUUACAUUGCGGUUCCUCGCCACACUUGCUGACAAGAAAUCUGAGGAGCACGGAGAGGAACUCACUGAGUCCAGUGUCAACAUGCGUAGCCGCAGCAGAGCCAACGGAACUGUCUCGAUCCCCAUGGCGUGACAUCUGGGCCAUCUCUGAGCAAGAAAUAAAAAGAGCUAGUGCCAAGCACUCUGCCAUGCCUGUGUGAUGGCUGCUUUACAGAUGCUUGAGAGGUUUUUGGCAAAACGUGAAGAAACCAGAUAAAGGGUAAAGAAAACUAGGAUCAUUACUUGCUGUUAACAGUUGCAAUAUUAACUCUGUAAACACGAGUGGAACUGAAAUUCUGAGGAUCAUGCCAUCACAUUCUUACCUUUAAGGAAAGAUGACAGGAGAGCAUUUCUCAGACUGUGUUAAAGAGAAUAAAAUCUCCCUUUCAUAAAAAAAAAAAGAUGUUUAUUUACAGUAUUUUUUCAGGCUGUGAUGUCAGGCUAUGACUUCUGUCUGGAAUUUAACUCUUGUGGUUAAUAAAAGUAAAUGACCUUUUCGUUUGCACGCCUUUAUCCCAGCCAUGCCUGCUGCACCCUCACUUGGACUGUAUUCUGUGAAUAUAGGCACAAUCAAAGCCAAUUUGGCUCACUAUAAUAAAUGCAUGUGUUCAUAGAAAGAGGUACAAAAAUCUUUACAUUGUAUCUGAUAGUAUUAUACUGUAAAAAAGAUGAGGAAAUAUACUGUACUAUAUAUGAA
Trichomycterus rosablanca is the source of this 1986-nucleotide messenger RNA. RefSeq names its product solute carrier family 35 member F4 (gene slc35f4). The record is from RefSeq and is a predicted model, not a curated record. The transcript is spliced from 7 exons. Bases 1 to 1383 code for a protein of 460 amino acids. Lineage: Eukaryota; Metazoa; Chordata; Actinopteri; Siluriformes; Trichomycteridae. Gene Ontology annotation, cellular component: membrane.